Daldinia decipiens is the source of this 477-nucleotide messenger RNA. Its product is annotated as haloacid dehalogenase. The record is from RefSeq and is a predicted model, not a curated record. Bases 1 to 477 code for a protein of 158 amino acids. NCBI's taxonomy places the organism in Eukaryota, Fungi, Ascomycota, Sordariomycetes, Xylariales, Hypoxylaceae. The transcript has 2 exons.
AUGGCGGAGGCAACCCGCUCCAGAUUGGCGCUUGAUUGGCGCGAGGGAUUCUUUAAGGAGCUGCAUGCUCGGUCCCAACAGGGCCUACCGCCUGAGGAUAUUGACAUCACGCAUCGAAAAACUUUACUUGGAGUCCUGGGUUGGGAUAUCUACAAGGAAGAUCGCCGCCACUUUGUUGGGCUCGACAACGACGGCGGCGAGCUCCUAGGCGUCUAUAAACCGGCGCCGGAGGCCUACGAAAAAGCACUGGGGCUGGCGAAGGUCCGGCCGGACGAGGCCGUUAUGGUCGCAGCCCACGCAUACGAUCUUCGUGCGGCGAAGGCGCUCGGUACGAAUACGGCGUAUGUUUAUCGUUGGACGGAUGACCGCAGCGAGGAUAUGAAUGUUGUUAGAAGAGAGAAUAAUGUGUUCCUCGGUGAGAGUGAGAGUGAGAACGGAAUGGAAGGGUUGUAUUCCGCUAUCGAGGCCUUAAAUUAG